CUGACGUUGAACUCGUUUCGAUCUUAUCAUUAUCACCAAAGACGUGAACUUUGUACGCCUGUUUUAAGUCGGUCUUCGUUGCUGUAUUAUUAUUAGAAUCAUAACUGAUUAGGUGUAGUUAAACAUGAUAAAGCAGCAUCGUUACAGGAUAAAACAAUUCAAACUUUACUUCGGAUGUGCCGUGUGUUUGACUUUAUUAGUGUUGGGCUAUCUAUUCGCUAGGCAUUCCGCGAAGUAUGAGAAGAAACACGAAGGUUUUGAGCCGGCGGAAGGAGUGCCGAUGGCGGUUGAGCCGAAGAAAGUGGCCUUUGUGGGAGAACGGAUAGUGCAUUUGGAUUUAAAAGGUGCCCCGCCUAAAGUUGUUUACUACAAAUAUUUGUUUCCGCUUUUGAAGCAACUGGGAGCAACUGGAGUUCUCGUGGAAUACGAAGACAUGUUUCCUUAUUCCUCCGAGUUACAAAACAUAACGGCUCUAAAUUCGUACACCAUCGAUGACGUGAAAGUUAUAAAUGAUCUAGCGAAGGAGCACCAGUUGAAAGUUAUACCGUUAGUCCAGACUUUCGGGCAUCUGGAAUUCGUUUUGAAGUUACCAAGUUACAAGGAUUACAGAGAAGUACCCGAAUAUCCUCAAGUUAUUUGUCCGACGUACGAAAAAACCGAAAAACUCAUCAAAGAAAUGAUCAAACAAAAUAUAGAAGCUCAUCCAGACAGCACCUACAUCCAUCUAGGAGCAGACGAGGUCUAUUUCCUCGGCGUCUGCGACAAAUGCGUUCGCACAAUGACCACGAAUUCUCUCGAUAAGAACAAACUCUUCAUAACAUACAUCAACAACCUAGCAAAAUUCAUCAAAAAAACCUAUCCUCAAUUCACCGUUUUAAUCUGGGACGACCAAUUGCGAUCCAUUACUCCGGAAGUUUUAAAAACCGACGACUUCCACCAAAACGUCCAACCAGUCGUCUGGAAAUACACCAAAGACGUCUUCGACGACCUAGGACCCAGCCUCUGGAACAGCUACCGCAGCGCCUUCACCAACCUCUGGAUAGCCAGCGCCUUCAAAGGAGCCAGCGGCAGCAACGAAAUCGUCUCCUACGUCACCCACUAUCUCCAAAAUCACAGAAGCUGGAUGAGCGUGGUAGCCGAAUACGGCACGCAGUUCAACUUCCAAGGAAUUAUUAUAACAGGUUGGCAGCGUUACGAUCACUUCGCCGUGCUGUGCGAAUUGCUACCGGCCGGGAUGCCGGCCUUGGCGAUGUGCCUGCGAUUGCUGCGAGGCUUCGACGAGUCGCCGUUGAGUCCGCCCACGGAGGUGGCGAGGAGCUUGAAGUGCCAGCAGCCGUACGCUCUGAUUGGGCCGGUUUUCGGUACGCCGAAAUGCACCUUUCCAGGCGGCGAUGUUCUCGAGAACCUCAUUAGGUUCCAGCAAUUGAGGCAGGAGUUCGAGGCGAUCGGCGAUAAGUCGAGAUUCAAAGGUUGGCUGAGCGAGUAUAACGUGAAACAAUGUUUUUCUAAUCCCAUUUACGUGGAAUCGAUAAUGAAUUCGAUUGGUAGGAUUAGAGAUGAUGUUUUCGAGUUGAAGCUGGAUCUGAGCGAAUCUUUAGGCACGAUUUACGAUGAGUUUACUGUUAGGGAAUGGAUGGAUACUUACUUUGUACCGUUCGAGGAUCAAUUGGAAAUUUUAUGGAAAGCUAAGAGUAAAUUACUAACUACAAGAGUAUGGAAUAGAAGACCUCUUAAUGGAAGUAAUUGUGACUUAAAUUGAUCAAUAAAAUGUUUGAAAUUAUUUGUAUUGUUUU
This is a messenger RNA of Phyllotreta striolata, 1793 nucleotides long. NCBI's taxonomy places the organism in Eukaryota, Metazoa, Arthropoda, Insecta, Coleoptera, Chrysomelidae. The record is from the annotation of a GenBank genome assembly.